This is a messenger RNA of Aphis gossypii (cotton aphid), 1682 nucleotides long. RefSeq lists its product as uncharacterized. The transcript has 8 exons. NCBI's taxonomy places the organism in Eukaryota, Metazoa, Arthropoda, Insecta, Hemiptera, Aphididae. Gene Ontology annotation, molecular function: phosphatase activity. The coding region runs from base 156 to 1580 and encodes 474 amino acids. The record is from RefSeq and is a predicted model, not a curated record.
UAUGUUUUAAUUUUAAACAGCAGACAUCUUACUCUGAUACACCUUGGCGUAUAGGUACUAUAUUAUAUUAUUUCGUGUUAUGAACUUGUGCGCAAAAUUAUAGACAUCAAUACAUCAUCACAUCGUGUAUUUAACAUUAAUUGAUUGUUUCAACAAUGAGUAUACCGAUAUUUAAACCUGUAACCCACGUCAUUUUCGGUUUGGAUGGAACGCUAUUAGAUACGGAACGGAUUCAUAGAAAAAUGUUUACGAGAAUUGUCAAUGGUUAUGGUAAAGUAUUCCCUGAUGAUUUGCGUUUACAAGUUCUCGGAAAACAAGAAAUGGAUACUGCUAAUUAUAUUAUUAAAACAUUGCAACUUAAUUUAACACACGAAGAAUUAUUACAAAAAUUUCGCGACGAGGAAAAAAAAUUACUAAAAAAUGCAAGACUUAUGUAUGGAGUCGAAGAUCUUUUGGAGCAUUUCCAUCGACAGAAAAUUCCUAUGGCGGUGGCAACGAGUAGCUCAGAGGAAAGUUUCCGAUUAAAAACGGCUCAUUUGAAAGACAUAUUUUCAGUAUUUCAUCAUGUAGUCACCGGUUCUUCCGACCCAGAAGUAAUAAACGGCAAACCAGCGCCAGACAUCUUUAAAGUAUGUGCUUCCAGAUUUCCGGGGAACCCCAUGAGCAGCGAGUUCCUGGUGUUUGAUGAUUCGCCCAACGGAGUGACUGCGGCUCUAGCGGCUGGAAUGCAAGUGGUCAUGAUACCUGAUCCCAUACUGACAGUAUGGCAUAACAUGUCGAGCUCCAACGCUACGUAUGUGUUAAACUCCUUUGAAGAUUUCCGCCCGGAAAUGUUUUCGUUACCACCAUAUUUUGUUAGUUCAUCAAUGAAUAGAUCAUCAUUUAAACCUGUGACCCAUGUCAUUUUUGAUUUGGAUGGAACUCUGUUAGAUACAGAACGGAUUCAUAAAAAAACGUUUACGAAAAUCGCCAAAGAUUAUGGUAAGGAAUUUCCUGAUGAUUUACGUAUACAAAUCCUCGGAAAACAAGAAAUGGACGUUGCUAUUUUGAUUAUCGACAGAUUGCAACUAAAUUUAACACCCGAAGAAUUAUUACAACUAGCUCGUACCGAAGAAGAAAAAGAACUACGAAACGUACAACUUAUGCAUGGAGUCAGAGAUCUCUUGGAAUAUUUCUGUCGGCACAAGAUACCGAUGGCGGUGGCAACGAGUAGUUCAGAGAAAAGUUACCACUUGAAAACGGGUCAUCUGAAAAAUAUAUUUUCCGUGUUCCAUCACGUGGUCACCGGUUCUUCCGAUCCAGAAGUAAAACACGGCAAGCCAGCACCGGACAUAUUCAAUAUAUGUGCUUCCAGGUUUCCGGGAAACCCCGCGAACAACAAGUUUCUGGUAUUUGAAGACUCGCCGAAUGGAGUGACUGCAGCUGUAGCGGCCUGUAUGCAAGUGGUUAUGGUACCCGACCCCAUGUUGCCAAAAGAAAUGACCGAUAAUGCUACACACGUGUUAGAAUCGAUGGAAGAUUUCUGUCCAGAAAUGUUUUCAUUACCACCACGCGGUUCCUCAUGCUCAUGCUCUUCUUAAGUUUGAGUAUAAUAUUUUAUAGUAUUAUACUCGUAUCUUCGAAAUUGAUAAUUUUCGUUGUCAUCAAACUAACAACACAUAUAAACACACAUUUUUAACUAA